UAUGAGAAUGGAAAAUCUGUGUGUGUGUAUUAAUGGUAAGUCACGUUGUCUGUGAAUGUUGGAUCAUUAUGUAUAUGGUAAAUCAUGCUGUGUGUGUAUUUGCAGGGGUGUCGUUCAACAGCGUUUACACACAGAUCUGGAGGGUUCUCCUACACCUGGCGGCCGACCCAUUCCCAGAGGUGUCUGACCUGGCCAUGAAGGUCCUCAACAGCAUCGCCUACAAGGCCCUGUCUCUGUCUCUGUCUCCCCAGGCCACUAUGAACGCUCGGCCCCAGAGGAUCCUGGACUCUGGCUGUCUCACCCAGUCGGCCCCCGCCAGCCCCACCAGCAAGGGCACACACAUCCACCAGGCAGGUGGUUCUCCCCCCAUGCCUAGUGCCAGCAGCUCCAGUCUGACCAACGAGGUGCCCAAACCCCCGACACGCGUAGGAGAACAGCCCCCCACGCGACCCCCCUACACCCCCACGCUGGGCGGACAGGCCCCCCACUCCCACCAGUUCCCCCGCACGCGCAAGAUGUUCGACAAGGGGCCCUCCGGCUCUGAACAGGCCGGUGAUGAUGCAGAUGACCCAGGAGGUCACAAGGCCUACAUGAAUGCCAACCUGUCUACAGGGCUGUGUGACUGGAGCGCCAAGUACUUUGCUCAGCCUGUUAUGAAGAUUCCAGAGGAGCAUGAUGUGGAGAGCCAGGUGAGGAAAGAGAGGGAGUGGAGGUUCCUGAGGAACGCCCGCGUUCGAAAACAGAGCCAACGCAUCACGCAGAGAGGCGUGACGCGUCUGGAUGACCAGAUCUUCAUCAACCGUAACCCUGGCGUUCCCUCCGUGGUCAAGUUCCACCCCUUCAACCCCUGCAUCGCCGUGGCAGACAAAGACAGCAUCUGUUUCUGGGACUGGGAGAAGGGGGAGAGGUUGGACUACUUCUACAACGGGAACCCUCGCUACACCCGCAUCACAGCUAUGGAGUACCUCAACGGACACGACUGCUCACUACUGCUCACUGCUACAGAUGACGGGGCGUUGCGUAUCUGGAAGAACUUUGCGGACCAGCGGAACCCAGAGAUGGUGACAGCUUGGCAAGGCCUGUCCGACAUGCUCCCCACCACCCGAGGUCAGCCAUCCUCCAGCUCCCACAGUCUGGCCAGGCGGGUCUCCAUCUAUCUUGACAGGAGUAAGGGACAGGGAGGUGCAGGCAUGGUGGUGGACUGGGAGCAGGAGACGGGGCUGCUGAUGACGUCUGGAGACGUGAGGGUCAUCAGGAUCUGGGACACGGAGAGGGAGAUGAAGGUCCAGGACAUCCCAACGGGGGCAGACAGCUGUGUGACUAGCCUAUCAUGUGACUCACAGCGGUCUCUCAUCGCGGCGGGGCUUGGCGACGGCUCGGUCCGCGUCUAUGACAGAAGGAUGGGCGCCAACGAGUGUCGUGUGAUGACGUACCGGGAACACUCGUCCUGGGUGGUCAAGGCCCACUUACAGAAGCAGACGGAUGGCAAAAUCAUUAGUGUCAGUGUUGAUGGAGACGUGCGGUUCUUCGAGCUGCGGUCGCCUGACUCUGUGAACGUGCUGCAGACGGUGAAGGGGUUAACAGCGCUGGACAUCCAUCCACAGGCCAACCUGUUCGCCUGUGGAUCGAUGAACCAGUUCAUAGCGGUGUACAACUCCAGCGGUGAUGUCAUCAGCAACAUCAAGUAUUAUGAGGGGUUCAUGGGCCAAAGGAUCGGGGCUAUCAGCUGUUUGGCCUUCCAUCCCUACUGGCCCCACCUAGCGGUGGGCAGCAACGACUACUACAUGUCCAUCUACUCAGCGGAGAAGAGGCUCAGAUAACCCCUCAGCAUCAACCCCCCCCGCCUCGAACUUUACCUUUGACCCCUGACCUCUCUCCCCUCGGAGCCAGGAUGUAAAUGACUUCUAAUGUACAUAUGCAAUUAUUACCACCCCUGAAUGUUCUAUAGUGACGGCUGCUGACAAACUCAUGUUAUGAUGACUUAUAUUAUUAUUCUUGAUCGUUUAUUCAUAUUCUUAUUAUGAAGCUAUUGAUUGUAGACUUGGCAGUGCUGAGGAGUGUGUAUAUUUAAUUGCGUAUAUACAGAGACAAAUAAUAGGUCUAUUUUAAAGGUUCCAGCCUUGGCUGGGGCAGACUGGCGUUGUCACUACCUGAAUGAACUCUGAAUGACCUCUACAUGACUUUUCUAUGACCUCUAUGCAUCGGGGUCAAGGGGUUGUCAAGAGAUAGACAAUUCCCUCUCUACUCUCACACACACACUCACACAUGACUCUGGACCUAAAGGCGUGGCUCACGGACGCCCGCAUGACCCUUAUUGAAAACCCCCCCCACCCUUGCAAUAGCUAAUAGACUUUCUCUCACUGCUCGCUCACAAGAUGGUGGACUACGUGCUUUUCCGGCCAGGCACUUUGACCGACGGGGAGCAUCUGGUGUGUGAGAAAGUUAAAUGUAGAACAGAGCACAGAUGAGCCCAAAGUUGGCCCACAGCCUUGGACACAAACUGAUGCCCAUAUAGAUGUCCACUACCAUGCUAUACUGUAGGACUAACCAAACCUCCUUGCAUCCAUGCGCCCAAUUGUGCUAAACUCACCAACCUUUGCCAUUCAUCUCCAUUGUCCUUAGCACAAUGGGUGACUACUGCUCAGUUCUAAUCCCAAGACUGAAUGCUACCUGUCUGCCCUACCUGCAAAGCAAUAAUGAAUUAGCAAGGAGCUCUGUACAGCCUCCAAGCCUCUGCUGCUCCAGCUCCAGACCCCCCACUCAACAGCUGAGCCAUACCCGCCUGAGGAGCCCCAGCACUGGGAGACACGGAGCAGUUCGCUGGGGUCCUGAAGUAUCAGCUCCAGAGCUCUGGCUGAGGCCCGCUUGGACCAUGCCCAUCCCCAGUCUUUCCUACAGACAUAACCCCAGCCAGAAGCACUCUGAGGCUGGACGAGAAGAAAAACAGCGCCCACUGCAUCCCCUCAUCCCAAUUGACAGCAAUACGAAGCGGUCUUGUGGGGCAGAGGGUUCUGCUGCUACUUUGCUGCAUCCUCGCACACAGGCUUAUGAGGACUUUAUGAACUGUGCAAGGACUGUCCCCAGAAACACACACCCCAGCCCUAGGCAGCCCUUUCCCCUGUGUGCCAACAACCAACCUCCCCCCUGCUAUCCGCUACAGUUUUUGGAGAAAAGUCUGCAGCAAUUAUUUUCUCCUAUCUUUAAUUUUUUUCUUUUAACCUUGCUUUUAUUUGCCAGACGUGUUUGGUUUGAUAUUCUUUAGCAGAAAGGGAGUUUCAAGAAGAUUGUGAUAGAGUUGAGUCAAAAAACAGGAGUGACUUCAGACCUUCCUCACUUGGUGUAAUACCAAUGGUAAAUACACAGGAAUGCUCCAUAGCGCUUCUUCAGUUCAGUGUCCUUGUUGUUAAAAGCCACAGCUCUCCUGUCAACUUCCAACACUAGCUCAGGUACCUCAUGAGCCACAAUAUACCACAGAAUACCACAACGUCUCCGCAUGAUAGACACAGAGGUCUGACUGCCACAAGGUCUGGUGUUACUCUUGAUGUGACCUUCCUGUUUUUCUUUUAAACUUUUUUUUUCCCCCAUUCGCUUUUUUGUAAUUUUAUAUUUUUAAUUUGCUGGUGUUUGUUUGCCUUUGGAUCUCAGUGGGAUGGAGAGAUGGGAGAGGACUGUUUCUCCCCCUUUCACAGACGCUCUCUCCCACCCGGUGUCUCUCCUCAUACUCACCCAUGGAUGCUACCCUCACCUUUUUGCCUCUAAGGUCAACCUAGAAAGGAAUGGACAAUAAUGCUUUGCCUGUGGACUGAAGGUAACCGGUAACACAUGCCAUGCGUUCUGUAUAAGCGGCUGCACUCGCAGUCAUAACCAAGCCCCACUACGCUCUGUAGCUCCCCCUCUAGUGUAUGGAGGAGGUACUACAGCCUUCACUGCUUUCACUGACACCUACAGCAAAACCCCCACAGUGCUGUGUGUCAGCCAUGCUCAGAAUCACAUCUAGAUAUCCUGCUUUGAGUUUUAACAUUUUAGAUAUGGAAACAAAAUAAACUUUAAAGACAUAGAAGGAAAAAUUGAAACAAUCAGGUGUUUCUCUGUGACGGUAGACUGCUUUGCUGACUGGUUUAUAAGACAGGAGGUGAAGUCAGUAAAAUAAACCAAAUACACAACAAGA
Messenger RNA from Coregonus clupeaformis (lake whitefish), 4168 nucleotides. RefSeq names its product regulatory-associated protein of mTOR-like. Gene Ontology annotation, cellular component: TORC1 complex; cytoplasm. NCBI's taxonomy places the organism in Eukaryota, Metazoa, Chordata, Actinopteri, Salmoniformes, Salmonidae. Gene Ontology annotation, molecular function: protein-macromolecule adaptor activity; protein binding. The transcript is spliced from 15 exons. Bases 33 to 1820 code for a protein of 595 amino acids. Gene Ontology annotation, biological process: positive regulation of protein serine/threonine kinase activity; TORC1 signaling; regulation of autophagy. The record is from RefSeq and is a predicted model, not a curated record.